GUAAAAAAGAUGAUGCAAGAAACGGUGCCGCUGAAAGAAUCGUUGGGAAAGGUUAACAUUUCGCCGUCUCAAGUUGCAUUGAUAGUGGACAACUAUCUCUGCGCCAACAACCUAUCGCACACGCGUGCCACCUUCCGCAUGGAGGCUUCCUCCCUCUUCUCCGGUUCUCCAUUCAACCAGGUAUGCAAGCCUUCGUUAAAUCUUGGGCGUAUACUCGAGGAUUAUAUAUCUCUGAAGCGACAAAACUUAAUCUUGAAUCAAGAAAACUUAAUCUUGAAUCAAGAAAGGGUUGCUAUGAUGCAAGAACAGUUUAGGGUUCAGAAAUUGGUGCAGGACGUGCAAAAUGUCGUCAAUGCUUAUCAUACCUUUCAGAGGCUAAUCCCUGUUGCUGAUAAAACCCCUUCAGGCGUGUGUACUGGUAUGGACUCUGUACAGAACACAAACACAGACAACAAGGUACAGUGGCAGCAGUCUCACAAGAGAAAAAAUAGUGAAGCAAUAGAUGCGCCUACAAUUGCAAAAAAACCUCGUGGUAGACCACCUGGCAAGAAAAAUCAAUUUAAAGGUCUAAACAUGCUCCCAUCAGUAGGGACUCAAUCAUUAAUCGCAAAUUCCACAGUUACACGGUCACAGGUUCCCACCAACUCAUCCAUCAUAGAAACACAUCCUGGAACAGCAACCAAUAAAUCUGUUACAACAUGCAAUAAGGAUGUUGUUACUCAUUCUGAGACUGUUAUGGUCUGUCCUGACGAAGAAAUAACUUAUAAACCCAACCUUCACAGUUCUCCUAUAAAUUCAGAUACUGAGACAAAAAAGAAGAGUGAAUUAGUAUGCAAUGCCUCUCAUGUACUUUUGGAAGAUUCAAUCCCAAAUGAGUUUUCCAUCCCUCAUAAAGAAACACAGAAGGAGCAGUCAGAUACUGACACAAAAAAGAAGAGUGAAUUAGUCUGCAAUGGCUCUCAUGUACUUUUGGAAAAUUCAAUCCCAAAUGAGUUUUCCAUCCCUCACCAGGAAACACAGGAGGAGUAUAUGGAUCUAUCACACAUUAGUUUUCCUGAUUUAGAUACGGAGUACUGGUCAAACUUCUCAUCAAAAGACAUAGGAAUUUUCAAUGAAGAUUUUUUUUAUCUUUCAACUGCAACUCAUGUUCAUGUGGAGGAGGUUGAUGCAUGAAGUUCUUAUCUUCAAUUCAAUCCAUAUAAUAUUCAUUGGAAAGUAUAAUUUCAUUUCUACACCAUUCACUCACUUAUUCAAAGCAUAUCUGCACCAUAGC
Molecule: messenger RNA, 1273 nt
Organism: Vigna unguiculata (cowpea)
Lineage: Eukaryota; Viridiplantae; Streptophyta; Magnoliopsida; Fabales; Fabaceae
Molecular function (GO): protein binding
Source: RefSeq, a predicted model, not a curated record